Aspergillus ruber CBS 135680 is the source of this 966-nucleotide messenger RNA. Its product is annotated as MBL fold metallo-hydrolase. The transcript is spliced from 2 exons. Bases 1 to 906 code for a protein of 301 amino acids. The record is from RefSeq and is a predicted model, not a curated record. Gene Ontology annotation, biological process: secondary metabolite biosynthetic process. NCBI's taxonomy places the organism in Eukaryota, Fungi, Ascomycota, Eurotiomycetes, Eurotiales, Aspergillaceae.
AUGCCUCUCCAAACCUACCACCACUCUUCCUCAACUAGAGGCCUGUCCAGCAUCACAACCCUUAUCGUUGGUGCAACUGAGUCUGUCCUAAUUGAUCCACCCUUCCUCAUUCAAGAUGCUGAAUCAGUCGUCCGCUGGGUCAAAGCAACAACAACCACACCCCUCAAAGCCGUCUUCGUGACCCACCACCACCCCGACCACUUCUUCUCCGCAAAUCCCAUCCUCGAGUCAUUCCCGUCCGCGAAAUUUUACGCGGCACCAUACGUCCUCGCGGGAAUCAACAGAGAAUACGAUGAUAAAGUGAAAUACUGGCCGUCGAUUUUCGGCAAGGAGAGUGUUCCCGAAGCGCCAAGGAAGCCGGAGGCAUUCGAAUUUACUUUCUUCGUCUUGCAGGGAAAUCCAGAGAGUCCGGUUAUGUUGCUAGGCCCGUUGCAGGGGGAUUCAGUUGAUCAUACUAUUUUUUGGUUACCCGCCGAGAGGACGGUGAUUUGUGGGGAUACGGUUUAUGGGAGGAGUACGCAUGUUUGGGUCGAGGAAGUCGAAACCCCCGCUUUACUUGAAGCAUGGAAUAAAUCGCUGGACGUCAUUUCUUCGCUCAGCCCGGCCAAGAUCAUCCCCGGCCACUUGGAGCCGGGAUGGGAGCUUGAUGCACAAGCGGAUCUCGCGCAUACCAAGAAGUAUCUUUCUGUGUUUGCAAAUAAGGUGACGUAUGCGUCGUCCAAGCCCAAGGUGCAGGAGCUCUAUAAGUGUUUCCAGAACGAGUUCAAGCAGUGCAAGGAGAACUUGGACUUCUUCCUGGGACAUUUGUCGAAUCAGUUUGGAGAGGGCGGUCAGGUGUGGGAGGAAAAUAGACAUCAUGCUGUGGAUAAGCGGAGGAUUGAAGAUCUCAAUGGGUUCUGCUUCUAGCUGUGUUAUGGAAGGGAUUGCGCGGCGUUUGAUCUUAUUGUAUAUAUUACGGCUGAGGCU